Messenger RNA from Gastrolobium bilobum, 1638 nucleotides. Its product is annotated as probable sugar phosphate/phosphate translocator At3g11320. Gene Ontology annotation, cellular component: Golgi apparatus. Gene Ontology annotation, molecular function: antiporter activity. The transcript has 6 exons. Bases 68 to 1270 code for a protein of 400 amino acids. Lineage: Eukaryota; Viridiplantae; Streptophyta; Magnoliopsida; Fabales; Fabaceae. The record is from RefSeq and is a predicted model, not a curated record.
UUUAAGUCCUGCUUUCUCUCUCUCUCUCUCUCUCUCUCUGCUGUCCAAGCUAAACUUUGCAUCUUCAAUGGCUCAAAUUACGCUUAUUGCUCCAGCAACUGUCGUAGCUAUUACUGGUAGGGGGAAGCAAGUGAGGGAACUUUCUGCUGCAAGAUUUAAAGUCAUGAGGUCACCGUCAUUCCUUCGGAUCGAAAGGCUUCCAUUGUUAGGUUCAUCAAAAUCAUCAUGUGGUGAUAGAAGUAGAAGUGCUGUGGUGAAGGUUUCUGAAGGAGGAGCAAUCUCUCUCAAUCAUGCUUGGCCAAUUGAAAAGGGUUCCCAAGAUCAAAUUGAAGAAACAACAAGUCAAAGAAUGAAGGGUUCGAGUCGUUUUUCUACGAUUGGGCUUGUGGCUUCGUGGUACUCCUCCAACAUUGGGGUGCUGCUGCUGAACAAGUACUUGCUCAGCAACUAUGGGUUCAAGUACCCGAUCUUUCUCACCAUGUGCCACAUGACAGCGUGUUCAUUGCUCAGUUACGUUGCCAUAGCAUGGAUGAAGGUGGUGCCAAUGCAAACCAUUCGAUCUCGGGUUCAGUUCUUCAAGAUCUCUGCUCUCAGCCUCAUAUUCUGUGUCUCCGUAGUCUUUGGGAACAUCUCGCUUCGUUUCCUCCCUGUGUCGUUUAACCAAGCCAUUGGAGCCACAACGCCCUUCUUCACUGCCGUUUUUGCUUACCUUAUGACCUUCAAGAGAGAGGCUUGGCUCACUUAUCUCACCCUUGUUCCUGUUGUUACUGGGGUUGUCAUUGCCAGUGGGGGUGAACCGAGUUUCCAUUUAUUUGGAUUCAUAAUAUGUGUUGCGGCUACAGCUGCAAGGGCCCUGAAAUCAGUGCUUCAAGGAAUUUUACUUUCUUCUGAAGGAGAGAAGCUGAAUUCUAUGAACCUUCUCCUUUACAUGGCUCCAAUGGCUGUGGUUUUCCUUCUUCCUGCCACACUUUUAAUGGAAGAAAACGUGGUUGGCAUCACGUUGGCUCUUGCAAGAGAUGAUUCCAAGAUAAUUUGGUAUCUGCUGUUUAAUUCGGCGCUUGCGUAUUUUGUCAACCUGACCAAUUUUUUGGUCACGAAACAUACCAGUGCUCUGACCCUUCAGGUACUAGGGAAUGCUAAAGGGGCUGUGGCUGUAGUAGUUUCAAUUCUAAUUUUUAAAAACCCAGUGUCUGUCACUGGAAUGCUUGGUUACACGCUCACAGUCUCAGGAGUGGUACUUUACAGUGAAGCCAAAAAGCGAAGCAAGUGAUCUUGGGAAGUCGCAUUGAACUUGCAAUAUUUUGAUUUCGAUACUGCACAGACAACCUCACGAUUCCGUAAGACAUUUGUUUAGCAUGCUAGUUAAUCAGAAUCUGGAGUUAUCUGACUACAUACAAUUUUUUCCCCCACACACGUAAAGCCUCAUUCAACGGGUUCCUCAUUGUAUUGAAAUGCAGAAAUAGCUCACAGUACAGAAGUUGCAAUAAUUCUCUACUUCACCUAAGUUGGGAUGAUUGAUUAAAUAUGUUUUUGUCAUUUAUUUUGAGGAAAGAGUUGUAAAAUUGGAUUAUCUACUCAUCUAUUAUGAACACUACUUACAUUUGUUUAUUAAUGAUAAAAUUCAUAUUUUUGCCCAUA